Orussus abietinus is the source of this 2120-nucleotide messenger RNA. Its product is annotated as serine protease inhibitor 88Ea. The transcript has 4 exons. NCBI's taxonomy places the organism in Eukaryota, Metazoa, Arthropoda, Insecta, Hymenoptera, Orussidae. The record is from RefSeq and is a predicted model, not a curated record. Bases 337 to 1671 code for a protein of 444 amino acids. Gene Ontology annotation, molecular function: serine-type endopeptidase inhibitor activity.
AUCCGAAAAGCACCGCGUCAUGCGUGGUACUCGGCACGUAGUCCCGGCGACACUUGCAAAAUUCAUUAAAGAAAGUAAAUGACAAGGUGAAUCGAUAAGCAAUUUCUCUCAUGUUUUCGAUGUAAUCGCACGUGAAAUACCGGUUCCUCGACCAGUCGUUCGAAUUGGCUAAGUGAAUUGUCAACCACUUCACAUGACAAGACCAGGUCGCGCUUUACGGUCGUUCUUUAGCAAGCGGAAUAUAUUACGCGAAGGACACCAUCAUCCGAACGUCUUGCGAAAUGCAACCGUGCCCUCGUUUUGUCCCGUGCCAUCUGGUCUGCUUUCUCCGAGAAAAUGCUGUUUACGAGUUGGCUGGUGGCGUUCGCCAGUUUUCUGGCUUUGACGCAGUCCCAAUGUCUGACGGGGAACGACAGUCCAUCGAUGAUGAACCCAGAAGCCUUCCAGCUUUUGACUCAUGGUCGCUUCAGAUUCGCUGUUUCGGCCCUGGCGAAGAUGGCAGAGAUCGAGCAGAAUGAGAACGUCUUCUUCAGCCCGUACAGCUUGCACGAGGCUCUUACGCUCGCAUAUUUCGGGGCAUUGGGGAAAACGGAGAAAGCCCUCCAGCAAGCUCUCUUCAUCCCGGAACACUUGUCCAAAGUGGACGUCCAGAGGUUCUACGCAUUGGAGAACUCCUUGAAACGCCAACCAGAGGUUAACGAGUCCUCUACGUACGAACUAACCACCGCAACGAGAAUGUACGUGCAGAAGACGAAGAAGCUCAGGGAGUGCAUGGUCAAUCUGUUCGGCGAGGAACUGCAUAUGGCCGAUUUCAAGAGCGAUCCUGAAGGGGUUCGCAACGGUAUCAAUGAAUGGGUACAGAACGUUACCAAGGGCCAUAUCAAGGACCUCAUCCCCGACGGUGGGAUUACCGAGGACUCCGAUCUCGUUCUGGCGAAUGCGAUCUACUUCAAGGCACCAUGGCAGAGCCGUUUCGACCCGGCGAACUCGAAAAAGGACAUCUUCUACGCCUCGGGAUCUCGUAACAUUUUCACCACCUUCAUGAAGCAGAAGGCUGGUUUCCGACACGCUAACUCUGAGACCUUGCGAGUGCAUAUUCUGGAGCUUCCAUACUCCAGGGAGAACGUGUCGAUGUUCGUUAUGCUGCCGCCCUUCGCCCACACGAGAGCAACGGAGACCAGUGGCGAUCAGAACCAAGGUGUCGGCCAGGUUGAGGACGGAAUUUUAACCAUCGCGAAACACCUGACGCAGACGCAGCAGGACGUCGAAAAUUUCAUGGAACUCCUCGAUGACUUGUCAUCACCCAGAGAAGUGGAAGUGGCGAUUCCGCGCUUCACAGUUGACAAGGAGAUCCCAGUUGACAGUCUCCUUCAGGGUUUAGGCGCUGGAGAGGUCAUGAACCCGAGUACUUCGGACCUUCGUGGUUUCCUCCAGGAUGGAGAGCAAAGUUUGCACCUUGGCAGCGCGGUUCAUCGAGCCCGGGUCGAAGUAAGCGAAGAAGGGACCACGGCUACCGCUGCCACCGCAAUCUUCAGCUUCCGAUCCAGCAGACCGAUCGAGCCCGUAGUCUUCAAAGCCAAUCAUCCCUUCCUGUACUUUAUUUACGACAAGGGAUCUCGCAACAUACUCUUCAGCGGCAUCUUCCGUACUCCUCCAGUCGCGGUGUCAUAAUCGAGGGCAACGCCUGAGGCCUUCGUGGUCUCCGUUAAGAUAUUGUAGAUCUCCGAUUUAAGGUCUAGCAACGGUUUUUGAUAGCUGGUGGUAGAAACCCAAAGAUUUCAUUGGCAACUACGGAUUGGUUUUGGAGGUUAUUCCCAUUACGCCGCUUCGGAACUGCACAGUCUCGGAGUGUACCCUAUCACUCAUUUGACCAUGGUAAUUUAGUGGUUCGUUACCUAUUUUUUUUUUUACCUACUUCCCUUCCAAUUGGUGGCUCUAUCAGCCUUGUACGUUUAAAGGUAUUUAGAUAUUAUGUUACACACAACACCCGCAUCAAUUUACAUGUUUACAUCUAAAUACUUUUAAAGCCUGAGCAUCAGGUUCAAUGAUAGAAUGAGAGUACGUAUUUAUUUUAUACCGAGAUAUGAAGUAUAUAAAGGAUUUACCUUUGAAGUUGUAAA